UUGCUCUGAGUCUCACUGUGUCUCGUAUCCCUCCACAGUGCAGACUCGAAAACUCUUGCACACACUCUUAGACACACACCUGACUGAGCAUAGUUUAAGAGCAAAAAAGUCAAUAUUUGACCAGAGCAGACAGGAGAGAAGAAACAAGAGACAGAAGAGAAAAGUAUUUUAAUCUUUUUGGGGAGGGGGUAGGACUUUGAACUUGGACAAGAGGACGAAAAGGCUUUUUUUUUCUUUGUUGGCUUGUUUUUUUUCCCCUAACAGGUGGAUACCAGACAAAGGAGGAAAUAACUUUUCUUAUUUUUCCGUCUUAUUGUUGGACUUUUGGACUUGGACUGGGCGAAAGCAGACUAAGAGGGAGGAGAUGGGGAGAUGGACCUUACAUCUCUUAGUGGGGCUCGGCAUUAUGGUCGCCCUGCUGACCUGUUGUUAUGCUGAGGGGAACUACUGCUUUGCUUCGAGGGCUAAGACAUGCUCAGAGUGUCUGCAGACAGGGAAAGGCUGCGCCUACUGCCCUGAAGAGACAUUUAAUGGUCCCCGGUGUGACCUGUAUGAGAACAUGGUCGCCCAUGGCUGCAGAGCUGCAGCUAUCAUUACCGCCAAAAGCAGUGUGACAAUAGACAAAGCUCAAGCAAUUGAUGUGAAAAUCCAGCAGUCUCAAGUGUCACCGCAGCAGGUGAGCAUGGCCUUACUGCCAGGAGAUGAGAGACUGAUGGAUGUGCAGGUGUUUGCUCCAACCAGAGGCCCUUUAGAUCUUUAUAUUCUUAUGGAUUUCUCAAACUCUAUGGAGGAUGAUUUAGACAACUUGAAGAGAAUGGGCAACCAGCUAGCCGGCCUGGUGGAGAAGCUGUCAGAUGACCACACCAUUGGAUUUGGAAAGUUUGUGGACAAAGUGAUUGAGCCUCAGACUGACAUGAGACCUUCCAAACUUGCUCAGCCAUGGCCCAACAGUGACCCUCCGUUCUCUUUUCAAAACGUCAUCAAACUGACCAGCGAUGUGCCCUCCUUUGUCCGUGAGCUCCAGAAGGAAAAAAUAUCCGGCAAUCUGGAUGCUCCUGAAGGAGGGUUUGAUGCCAUUUUGCAGGCUGCAGUGUGUGGGGAUAAGAUCGGCUGGCGCGAAUACAGCACACAUCUCCUGGUGUUCUCCACGGAGUCAGCCUUCCACUACGAGGCAGAUGGUGCAAAUGUGCUGUCUGGCAUCCUCCCACGUAACGACGAGCUCUGCCACCUGGACGCAGAUGGCAAAUACACAGAGGCUACAAAGCAGGAUUACCCUUCAAUACCCACACUGGUCCGUCUGCUGGGAAAGCACAACAUCAUCCCCAUCUUCGCUGUCACUAACCAUUCUUACACAUAUUACAAGAAACUCCAAGAGUAUUUCCCCAUUGCUGAAAUUGGGAUACUUCAAGAAGACUCAUCCAACAUUCUACAGAUCAUGGAGACUGCCUUUGAGAAUAUUCGCUCUAAGAUGAGCAUCCGUGCAGAGGACAGACCCAAAUCUUUUGAGACUCAGUUCUUGACCACCAGUGGAGAGGUUGUACCAUACGGCGCCUUCAACGUAAAGCCUGGAGAUAUUGGUUCUUUCAAGAUGCGGCUCAAAGCCAAACGAACAAACAACGAUGAGCUUGUCUGCAAGAUGGCUCCAGCUGAGAAAGACGGCACAAUGAGAAUCAAACCUACAACCUUUAACACUGGCGUCACUUUGAAUGCCUCAGUUCUGUGUCCAGUAUGUGACUGUGAGAAGACCCCCAUCCCUAAAGCAGAUAGAUGCCACGGCAAUGGGGACUUGGUUUGUGGGAAAUGUCAGUGUCGUGAGGGCUGGCAGGGACCCUUCUGUAACUGCUCAUCGACCGCUUCCGCUCUGGACACCAACCAGUGCAUUGGUCCUGGCAUGAAAGAGCCUUGUUCAGGCAACGGAGACUGUCUGGCAUGUGGAACUUGUGUUUGCUACAACCCUGAUCAGUUUGAAGGCGCCUACUGUCAGUAUGACAAGACCCAGUGUAAAAGACAUUCAGGCUUUCUUUGCAAUGACCGUGGCUCAUGUGUUAUGGGUCAGUGUGCAUGUACUGACGGUUGGGAGGGCAAUGCCUGCCAGUGUCCCAAGAGCAAUCAGACCUGUCUGGACAGCAAGGGGGAUGUCUGCAGCGGGCGGGGUAAAUGCGUCUGCGGCCGUUGCGAGUGUGAAGACUUUGGUCAUGAGAUGACUUCAACCUGUGAGCCAACCUUUCAGUUUCAGUUUGGUAUGUGUGAGGGUGCGAGGACUUGCGCUCAAUGUAAAGCUUGGAAAACGGGAGAGAAGAGGGACCAAAAGGAGUGUGACAAGUGCCAAUUUAAAGUUAUUAUGGUGGAUGAGCUGAAAGAAAGAGAGGACGUGCUUGAUUCUUGCUCUUUCCGUGAUGAAGACGAUGACUGUACAUACCACUACACUGUUGAAACUGAUAGAGAUCUCACAGUUAAAGACUUGGUGGUUGAGGUGCUCAAAAAGAAAGACUGUCCUCCUGGGGGUCUGCUGUGGUUGUUGCCUCUCCUCCUGUUCCUCCUCUUACUGUUGGCACUUCUGCUACUCUGCUGCUGGAAAUACUGUGCCUGCUGCGCAGCCUGUUGGAAGAGCUGUCUCGCCCUGCUGCCUUGCUGUCAGAAAGGUCGCAUGGUGGGUUUCAAGGAAGAUGAGUAUUUGCUACGUCAGUCUCAGCUGUCUUCAGACUACCUGGACACACCGAUGGUGAGGACCGGCCCACCCAAAGGAACUGAUGUGGUCCGCUGGAAGGUCACAGAUAAUGUACACCGUGGGCCCAAUCACCCCCAGGCUCUAAUAAAACCAAACCCAAAAGAAAUGAUCCAGUUUCCGAUUUCUCUUCGACUGAACAGGUUGUUCUCUGAGAACCUGUCUCAGCCCGAAUCCAGAGAGUCUGAGCAACUCAGCAAAGACGUGGCUGACAAUUUAAAUGAGGUGUACAAGCAGAUUCCUGGAGCACAGAAGGUGCAGCAGACAUCAUUCAGAUUGCAGAGCAAUGCAGGAAAAAGGCAGGACUACACCAUCGUGGAUUCAGUCUUGACUGCUCCUCGCAGCAGCUACCAAGAUUUAGUCAAACUCACUGAAAAGAACACCCAGUCCGGAAACUUCAAUGACCUCAAAGUGGUACCAGGAUACUACACUGUGGCCUCAGACAGAGAGGCCGCAGGAGCCGUAGAGUUCCAAGAAGGUGUGGGGUCAGUUGAUGUUCACGUACCACUCUUUGUCAAAGAGGAAGAUGAUGACAAGAAGCAGCUGCAGGUCGAGGCCAAGGAUGUGCCUCUGGGCAUCGCAGAGAUUGGAAAACGCUUGGUUAAUAUCACCAUCAUCAAAGAGCAUGCCACCAGCAUCUUCUCAUUUCUCCAGCCAGCGUACACGUACAGCAGGCAGGACGGAGUGGCCAACAUCGCCAUCAGCAGAGAGAUCAUUGAGGAUGGACGCACGCAGGUCUCGUACCGCACACGAGAUCUCACAGCUAAGGAUAAGAAGGACUACAUGUUUGCAGAAGGAGACUUGUUCUAUGUUCCUGGAGAAACUCAGAAAACAGUCCCAGUUCGUUUGCUGGAACUGGGUGAGAAAGACAGCUUGUUGGAAGACAAACAGGUCAAGCAGUUUGUGAUGGACCUCAGUAACCCACGGCAGGGUGCCAAGCUGGGACGCUACCCUAGAACCACUGUCACCAUCACGGAUAAACCAGAACCAAGUGUGAUGAUGUUCAAAAAGGGCACUGAGAACUUCACCACAUCAGAUCCAAGCUACAUCAUCCCUGUGGUUCGUACUCGCAACCAAGACAGUACCGCCACUGUGAAAUGGCGCACCAAGAAGGCUCAGCGCUUCGAGCUUUCCGGUCCUCUCAAGUUUGGUCCUGGAGAGACGGAGAAGAACAUUGUGAUCAACCCAAAAAAUCACCCCGGUCCCAUCCAGCCAGAGACCUUCCAUCUGGAGCUUUUCGACCCAAGUAGCAACGCUUCUGUUGGAGAAAGAAGAACUACGAUUGUUAAUGUCACAGAGGGAGUUCCAAGAUCUCCAGAAGUUGCCCAGCUGCAGCAGAUGGGCUUCAUAAACCAGAAAGCCACCUCUCCUGGAGGUCACAUUCUCUCCCCAGAAAACCUUAAGGCCAAAGCAACUGGACCCAGAAACAUCCAUCUGAACUGGGACCCACCUCCUGGUAACCCCAUGGGAUACAAGGUGAAAUAUUGGAUAUAUGGCGACCCAGAGAAAGAUGCUGAGGUCUUGGACGUGAAGACACCUCAGGCUGAGUUAACAAACCUGUACCCCUACUGUGACUACGAGAUGCGAGUGUGUGGCUACAAUGCUCUGGGAGAUGGCUAUGAUACCGACAUCGUCUCUUGUCAGACACUGGAAGAUGUGCCUGGUGAACCUGGUCGCCUGGCCUUCAACGUCAUCAGUCCAACUGUCACUCAGCUCAGCUGGGCAGAGCCUGCAGAAACCAAUGGCAACAUCACCGCAUACGAGGUCAUCUACACACCGAUCGAUGAUGAACUGAAGCCAGUGGGAGCACCGAAGAAAGUGAUGAUUGACAAUCCUAAGAAACGAAUGCUGUUGAUAGAAAACCUCCAGAGUGCCCAAACUUAUCAAUACAAAGUCCGUGCCAAAAACAGCGUGGGCUGGGGCCCCUUCAGAGAUGCCUCCAUCAACCUGGCAUCACAGCCUGCCAGACCUCUAUCGAUUCCCAUUAUUCCAGACGUCCCUAUUGUGGAUGCCGAGGCAGGAGAAGAGUAUGACAGCUACCUGAUGUACAGCAACGAUGUACUGAAGUCACCAACAAGCUCCAAGACACCCAGUGUCACUGGUGAUGACUGGAAAUAUAUGAAGUUGGUGGGGUCAAACCUGGAUCUUCGUAAGGUGUCAUGGAAAAAGCGAGUGGAGAUCAUCCCUUAUCGGCUCAGCACAGACACAGAGGCGAGCUCAGACGAGGUCCCCCACCCCAGCAACACUCAAACACCCUUCCCAGAUUACACGAUGAAUGGGAAGUGGGAGCAGAACUUCCUUUUCCAGGGAGGGUCAGUGACACGCAACAUGUCGCCAUCAUCCUCUCCUAUGUCCACUCUGAGCUCUAACUACAGAGGGGCCGGUGGCUCAUUCACCACAGAGUCAACCACCACAUACAUGUCUGGACCUAGAAGCUCUCGUAAACAGAAUGUGAUUGGCGGAGGAGGAGUGCACUCAUCAGAAGUCAUCAUGAGGAAGCGUUCGGAAAACCGAGGUUACACAGAUGAAAAUAUCCGAGACUCUAUUGUGAUGGGAGAAGUUUCAAGCAGGUUCCCAGAUCUUGGUGGUUUCAGCUACACUGGGAUGCAGAGCAGUACUCAGAGCCAGUUCAGCUACAGCCUGUCUCAGGCUUCCAGGGCCACGACCCAACCGUCAGACAUCAAUGAAGCCUUGUAUAGUCUGGACAGGGUGCUCCAGGAUGCUCGGCUUUCUCCUGGUGUACCAGAAACCCCCAGCAGACUGGUGUUUUCUGCUCUGGGACCAACUGCACUCAAAGUCAGCUGGCAGGAGCCCCACUGUGAGAAAGACAUCCAGGGCUACUGUGUUCUCUACCAGCUGCUCAGUGGAGGUGAGACGAAGCGCAUCAAUGUGACCAACCCAGCAGAGAACUCUGUGAUCAUCCAUGACCUGUUGCCCAACCACUCCUACCUGUUUAAGGUGAAGGCUCAGAGCCAGGAAGGCUGGGGCCCAGAGAGAGAAGGAGUCAUCACCAUUGAGUCUGCUGUGGACCCCAAGAGUCCCCUCAGUCCUGUGCCAGGUUCACCGUUCACUCUGAGUACUCCCAGUGCUCCAGGCCCUCUGGUGUUCACCGCUCUGAGCCCUGACUCCCUGCAGCUCAGCUGGGAGAAACCUCGUAAACCCAAUGGAGACAUCUUGGGCUACGUGGUAACCUGCGAACAGCUGCACAGUGGAGGUGACGUUCGUUCCUUCCAGGUGAACGGCGACAGCGCUGAGACCAGUCUGACUGUUCCAAACCUGGCUGAGAACGUUCCCUAUAAGUUCAAGGUUCAGGCUCGGACCACGGAGGGCUUUGGUCCUGAAAGGGAGGGCAUCAUCACCAUCGAGUCUCAGGAUGGAGGGUCUUUAUCUCAGUACAACAACCAAUCAAUGAUGAGGAGGGAUGUUUUUCACAUGCCCACACAAGUCACCACACGAACCAACGUCUCCCACACCAUGCUCGAUGACCCUUACUUCUCAGAUGGGAUGAUGAUGACCACACAGCACACAGAGACCAGCGGCAUGGUGACCCGUCAGGUCACCAGGGAAAUGGUUCAAAGGAGUGUGAUGGGAGGAACUACCGUCACCAAGAAGAUGUUUUAUGAAACCUAAAAUAUAUAUUUUACUAAACCCAUACAGCAUUCAGAUUUCCAACACGAUGAGGAAUCCUAGAUGAGAAUCUCUUUUACAAAGAGUCUGCUUCAGACUACUGACCCACCACAGUGCAGGGGUUGAUACCUUUAUGUGGGAAGGAGAUUCUGCUUCUAAAAAGAGAGGAUGCCGCUUUCUCGUGUCUGUUACAAAUGUGAGCUUCAUUUUAACAUUUUAUAAUCGUUGCAGCGCUGCUCUUGACAUGUUUCAUUUCCAGUAUGCACUUCAUGUUAGCAGAUCUGAACAGAGGGAGUGGAGUCUAAGAGGGCUUUAACCCUUUAAAUUUCCCACCACGAAAAAAAUGUUUCUUUGCAUAUUUUUCUAUUUUCCUUGGAACAAUAAUAUUAAUAAUCAAUGUUUUUAACAAAUGGUUGCGAUGAUUAAUAAUAAAGAACAUAAAGAUAAAGAACAGCUAAAUGCUCAAAGUUUGAAAUAGCAAUUGAAUAAUUACUAUUUCAAAUUUCGUAUACAUACCCAAAUCCAGUGCUAGAGAUUUAUUUCCACUAACUUUUAAUUCAAUUUAUUACAGUCUGAAAAACUUUCUCAACUAAACAGUAGAGCAGGACCUUAAAGGGUUAAAGAGGUUGGUGCAGGCCAAUAAUCUGACUGAGGUUCAGUAAUCCAAAGUGACCUCCCCUCCUCCUUUCCUCCACCUUCCUCUAAGAGGUGUUUAUCUGUUUGGAUUUUUUCAGUUUAAAUUCAUCAAAUAUCAACUCAUGUUUUUUUGUUGUUUUUUUUUUGCUUGCAAAGUUUCUGAAAUGCAUCUGUUUCCAAAAUUCUUUCAUUUGUAUGUUCAUCUUCACACAUGUGAUCCAUUUCCUGAGGGAUCGGGCGUCACCGUGGUGCAUUUGGGAUUUUUGUGCAUAGAUUUGUAGUAUAUUGAAAUGUGAGAUUUUAUUUCAUCAAGCAUAUUUAAUAUUUUAAGAUCUUUACUUUUGAAAACUUAUACUGAAGUAGCUCAGAACACUGAGUUACUUCUGCAAACAUUUACAGGAAGCUUUCCUACUGACAAGCAAAUCAUUUUAAUAACACGAUCAAAAAUAUUUCAUGGGUUCAUUUUUUGUUUCUUUUCAGACGUCAUUACGAUGUCAUGUGGAUACUUUCAUCCUAUCUUCAUGUGGCUGUUUUCAUCGUUUUAGGUAACUCAGCAUCGGAACAGCGUUUCAGAAAAUUGGUGUUUGAAGACUGAAAGAUUGUAUUUGUUUCUACUGUGAGUCCUACUGUGGCUUCACAUGUUGUUUAAAAUGCUUUUGUAUAGAAUAUUUUUACCAGGAAGAAUAAUCCAGAUAAAUUUCAUAAAAUAAAAACCAAAUUAGUAUUGAUUUACUUUUAAAAAAAUUCUAUAAUGUGAUUUGAAUUAGUUGAGCUUUUUUUAGCAUGGUUUUUGUACACCCCUUCUGUUGCACUUAAUAAAGAUUUG
This is a messenger RNA of Melanotaenia boesemani (Boeseman's rainbowfish), 7814 nucleotides long. RefSeq names its product integrin, beta 4 (gene itgb4). Gene Ontology annotation, biological process: cell communication; cell adhesion mediated by integrin; cell migration. The coding region runs from base 365 to 6355 and encodes 1996 amino acids. NCBI's taxonomy places the organism in Eukaryota, Metazoa, Chordata, Actinopteri, Atheriniformes, Melanotaeniidae. Gene Ontology annotation, molecular function: integrin binding. The record is from RefSeq and is a predicted model, not a curated record. The transcript is spliced from 43 exons. Gene Ontology annotation, cellular component: integrin complex; focal adhesion; cell surface.